Molecule: messenger RNA, 1413 nt
Organism: Morchella importuna
Lineage: Eukaryota; Fungi; Ascomycota; Pezizomycetes; Pezizales; Morchellaceae
Exons: 3
Coding region: 1-1413 (470 amino acids)
Source: RefSeq, a predicted model, not a curated record
AUGGCCGACUGGCCGCAUGCUGGCGCCAGCUACAGCGCCCCCUUCCAGUCUCCCUAUGUCAACCAGUCUUAUGCUGCUCCUCCCCCAGCGCCAAUGCCCAGCCAGUACGAAUACCCGCAGAGCCCCGACAUCCGCUAUGCCGAACCUGGUUCCCCCAUUGUGUACCCGGUAUCACCAGUAGGAUCCCCACCUCGCUCCCGCGAUAGCUCUCGGCCAAGGCCCAGCUCCUUUGGGGCGGAGCCGUACAUUCACGUUCCGGAUGACCGUGGGCGAGAGAGAAUGUAUCACACUAGCCACCUGUCGAUUGUUAGCCAUGGGGCUGGCAGCCAAGCCUUGUCCCGCUCAGCCUCAGAGCGCUCACGCCGUUACGUUGACGUGGCUAAAACCGGUAGCACCAGAGGCCGUCAACGUUCGCCCAGCGUUAGCUACUAUUACGAUGGCAGAGAUGGAGGAAAGAAGUAUACCCGCGAUGCUCCAGGGUCUACUUACAGCAACUCCUCGUACGGGUCCCGGUCUCAUUCAAGGGCCCGUCACUCAAGAUCCCCGUCUUGUGAUUCGUGCGGGUCCGGCUGCGAAGGAGAGCAUCAUACUACUAGCCAGGUUGUCGUCCAUUCGGCUGCAAACAGUCUGGCUGAGGAGGUCCGUAAGUUACAGUUGCAGCUAGAGGAAGUCAAGCUAGAAAAGGAAAGGAAGCACAGGGAGGAGGAGGAGAACAAGAGCAGGGAGAUAGUUGUCCAGGCCAGGGUCCGCGAAACCAUGGCCGAGCAAAAACAGAGAGAGCACCAAGAACGAUUGCGAGAAACCGAGAUCGAGCGAAAGGUUUCCGAGAAACUUGCGGCCAAGACUCGCGAGGAGCAGGAAGCGAGGGCCAGAGAGGCGGCCGAGAAUGCCAAAAUCGCGGCGGCGGCCGAGAAGCUUUUGAGAGAUCGAACGGCUGCAGAAGAAAAGAAGAAAGCAGAGGAGGCGGCUGCCGAGGAAAAGAUGAGGCUCAUCGUUGAGGAACGGAUCAAAAAAAUGCAGCCGCCCCCGCAGCCCGCGCCGCGUCUAACAUACACCAAGUUCUCCAAAGUCCAUCUUUGCAAGGAGGCUUUGGAUGAGCGUAACAUUGGCUACACGGAAGAGUCCGAGCACUUCCUUGUUCAUAGAGUUGUCGACAAAAACGAGCAGAAUUACCUCUGGGCCCGCACCAAGGAAAUUAGGAAUUACUACCGGCAAAUUCAAGAAGCCGCAGACCAAGCUCCCACUGUCCGCACAAAAGAAGGCGACUAUGUCAAAUACGUACAAAUUGCUGGCCAGCCGUACCCGAUCGCCCUCCCAGUGACUUUCACCCGGACUCCCGGUGGUGGCCAAACUCAACGGGUUGACCCUAUCAAGAUCAAGUGGUCCGACAUUUUCAAGCCUUCAAAGUUCUAG